This is a messenger RNA of Lagenorhynchus albirostris (white-beaked dolphin), 2694 nucleotides long. It is a transcript of the gene GPT, whose product is annotated as glutamic--pyruvic transaminase. The coding region runs from base 242 to 1927 and encodes 561 amino acids. The record is from RefSeq and is a predicted model, not a curated record. Gene Ontology annotation, biological process: biosynthetic process. The transcript is spliced from 9 exons. Gene Ontology annotation, molecular function: pyridoxal phosphate binding; L-alanine:2-oxoglutarate transaminase activity. Lineage: Eukaryota; Metazoa; Chordata; Mammalia; Artiodactyla; Delphinidae.
ACUGGGAGGCAGAGGUGGCAGCGGCGGCAGCAGAGCAGGAGGCGCAGGCGAGAGGCUGCCGUCUGGCCUCCCGUUUCCUCUCCAGCCGGCAGGAGCAGAGGGGCUCAGCCCUCCCCAGGCCUGACCAGCCAGCCACAGCCCCGCUCAGCUGAGAGGGCCUGCUGCUUCCCGACCCGCACUGCGGAGCCAGGUCCUGGCGCUGGCGUGGCGUAUCAGCUCCCUGCAGGGCCUGUGGAGGGUCAUGGCCUUGAGAACAGGUGACCACAGUCAGGCUGCAACGAAUGGGCUGAAGGAGAAGGUGCUGACGCUGGACACCAUGAACCCGUGUGUCCGGAAGGUGGAGUACGCGGUACGAGGCCCAAUCGUGCUGCGCGCGCUGGAGCUGGAGCAGGAGCUGCGCCAGGGCGUAAGGAAGCCCUUCACUGAGGUCAUCCGAGCCAACAUCGGGGACGCACAGGCCAUGGGGCAGACGCCUAUCACCUUCCUGCGCCAGGUCCUGGCGCUCUGCGUCCACCCUGAUCUCCUGAACAGCCCUGACUUCCCCGACGACGCCAAGAGGAGGGCGGAGCGCAUCCUGCAGGCAUGUGGGGGCCACAGCCUGGGUGAGUGCCAGAACCUGCCCGAGCCCCCGGCAGGGGCAGGCGCUGGCGGAGGCUGUCCCAGGAGACGGUGGGUCUGCCCGCUGGAAGGGGCGGGUCUCCUCGGGAGGGAGGCAAGGGGACCUCCCGGCCCCACCCGCACUCCCACCCUGUCCUUCCUGUCCCCGGGCCCAGGGGCCUACAGCAUCAGCUCCGGCACCCAGCUGAUCCGCGAGGACGUGGCGCGGUACAUUGAGCGGCGCGAUGGAGGCAUUCCCGCCGACCCCAAUAACAUCUUCCUGUCCACGGGGGCCAGCGACGCCAUCGUGACGUUGCUGAAGUUGCUGGUGGCCGGCGAGGGUGGCACGCGCACGGGCGUGCUCAUCCCCAUCCCUCAGUAUCCACUCUACUCCGCCGCGCUGGCCGAGCUCAACGCGGUGCAGGUGGACUACUACCUGGACGAGGAGCGCGCCUGGGCGCUCGACGUGGCCGAGCUGCGGCGCGCGCUGCUCCAGGCGCGUGACCACUGCCGCCCCCGCGCGCUCUGCAUCAUCAACCCCGGCAACCCCACCGGUCAGGUGCAGACCCGCGAGUGCAUUGAGGCCGUGAUCCGCUUCGCCUUUGAGGAGGGGCUCUUCCUGUUGGCCGAUGAGGUGUACCAGGACAACGUGUACGCCGAGGGCUCGCAGUUCCACUCGUUCAAGAAAGUGCUCACGGAGAUGGGGCCGCCAUACGCGACGCGGCAGGAGCUCGCCUCCUUCCACUCGGUCUCCAAGGGCUACAUGGGCGAGUGCGGCUUCCGCGGCGGCUACGUGGAGGUGGUGAACAUGGACGCAGCGGUGCAGCAGCAGAUGCAGAAGCUGCGGAGCGUGCGCCUGUGCCCGCCCACGCCGGGCCAGGUCCUGCUAGACGUGGCGGUCAGCCCGCCCGCGCCCUCCGACCCCUCCUUCGCGCAGUUCCAGGCGGAUGACCAUUCUGCCCCCCAUGGAGAAGCUGCGGCCCUUGCUGGAAACGCUGAGCCAGUUCCACGCCAAGUUCACCCGCGAGUACUCCUGAGGACACCGCUGGGAGCCAGGCUGGACCGGCAGGGACGACCCCGGGCGGACAGUGCUCGGGUUGUUGGGGUCUCUGGAGCCCUCUGGACUUGCUCCUGCUGCCUGUGUGGCUGGGCCUCCCCUCUCUUCAGGCCCCUAAUAAAGCAGUGGGCUGGCUUGGCUGCUUGCAGGCUGUGUGCACACCUGUAUGCGCCCCCGCAGCCUUGUCCACUCCUGACUGCCUUUCUGUGUGGGGUUCUGUGCAGGCCUGGGGGCCCAGGAGGAGUGGUCAGGGAGGGCUUCCAGGGGAGGUGACCUUCUUACAGGAUGGAUUUGGCGGGAUGGGGUGAGCACUGGGAAGCGGAGUGACCGUGAGGACUCAAGGAGGCAGUCUUGGUUCCUGUAACUGGGCGCGGGCAGUGGUGCUGCCACUUUGGACAGCUGGAGGAGCGGUGGUGCCGGCCCAAGAGCAGGGAGGGGAGGAAGAGCAAACGGGUCUCGCUUUGCCGUGUUGUGUGUGACAUCCACGUGCAAAUGCAGUUCUUGGGCUGGGAAGCAGUGAGAGGGGAGGCCCCCUCCUGAGCUGGGGCACCCAAAGGCAAGUUCCGGGGAAGAGGGCACGGAAGAUGCCGAGGAAGAGGUGCCCUGUGGAGCUCUGGGCUGAAGGACCUGGGCUGGGGGCUGGCGGGCAGCCUUGUGUCCUUGACACUGGCGUGCGAGGACGUGCAUGCCAGACACUGUUGUGGAUCACUGCACAAAGGGCCCUCUCUGGUGGGCACUGUAGUUCCCAUUUCAUAGAUGAGGAAACCUGGGCCCCCAAAAUGUGUGGAAAUGAAAGGAAGCUCACUCCCCGUGGCCUCAGCAGCUGACGGAACGUCUUGGCUCAAGUGUCUGCGAGUUGGUCUAGAUGUUGGCAGGCCUCAGCGACCCACGGGCUUAGGGAGAGUAUUGGCCAAGGCCCGAGCUCCACUCUGGAUGAGGUUCUUAACCAUAGUCCCUGCUUCACUAUCUCCCCUGGGCCUCCGGUGCCCCACACAGCAAGGCUCUAGACAGGAGAGGACGGGAGGCGCAGGUUUCUCGUC